AUGGACGACCGGCCCGCCAGGCGGAUGCGGCUGGGGACCAAGUCGUGCGCCGAAUGCCGUCGCCGGAAGGUCCGGUGCGUCUUCCCGACCAACAGCUCCGUCUGCCACGGCUGCGAGCUCCAUCAGACGCCGUGUCGGGCCCAGCAGCCGCGUCCGCGAGACCGGGAGACGAGCCUGCAGACGAUCCCGCAGUCGCAAUCACAUGCUCAGCUGGCCGAGGACAACGCGGCCCUGCGCCGGCGCGUGGUUGAGCUCGAGGGCCUCGUCGGCAGCAUCUGCGAUGCCCUCGAGCCCACCGGCGACUCGCCCGCCUCGGGGGCUGCUUCGACCUCCGCAGCUUCUACUUCCACCGACGUCAACGCCCGGGCUAUCCAGGUCAUCAAGAAUCUGCGUAAUCACGGCCUCUUACAGGCGGAGGCUUCUCCCAACGGCCAGCCCUACAACUUCGGCACCGCCCUCAGCAACCCCGGCACGCUGCUCCCCUCCGGCCCGCCGUCAUCAUCCUUCUUCUCGCCGGGAUCCAUCGACCAAGAUCUUGGCAGCAGCCCCCCCGAUCUCAUCGACAAGUCUGUCUCAGCCGUAGACGCUCCUUUGAUCCAUCUCUUCCGGGAUGCUCUCCUGAUCCGCGACGGCGACGGCGAGCUGUACGACGAUCCCGAGGAUCCAUCCAUGGUGUACCUAAUGAAGGAGUCCCUCAGCUCCUUCAGACCGCCCAUCCCCGACCCAGGAACGCUGCGCCUGAUUCUCGAGGAAUCACACAAGUUCUGGGCCAUCUGGCCGCCCUUCUUCUUCGCGCCGGACCAGUCGGCCACCAUGCAAAACACCAGCAUCGACGACGCCGAAGCCUACUUCAACCAGGUCCUCAACUUUGGCCGCGGCGUCGAGUUCUGCUCUGCCAUGCUCUUCCUCACCCUCUGCAUCCAGCAGCUGCCGCGCAACUGGAAGCACAUUAUCGUCUCCCCCAGCAUCUCGCGCCAGGUCCUCAUUGACGCCUACAUCCGCUUCGUGGCGGUGCUGCUGGCCGUCGAGGGCGAAGAGAGCGUCCUGGUCGUGCAGUGCUACGUGAUGCUGCACAAGGUCCUCGUUAACAUGGGUCGUCCGCAGAGAGCCUGGGUUGCUAUCCGCCAGGCCAUCAGCGCCGCCACCCUCGUCGGCCUCGACAGACUCGAGCCCAGCGCAAACUUCCAGCGCAAGACGCUGUGGGCGAAUACGUGGAUGGUGGAGCGACAGCUGUGUAUCAUGCUGGGCUUCCCUUCCGCAGUCACCGACCGAGGAACCAAGGAAGAUCCCACAGAAGUCCUAGACAACAAUAUGCUAAUCCAUCGUCGUCUAUGCAUCAUCAUGGGCCGCAUCGUCGAGCGCAACCAGAACCCAGCAAAGGCCUCGUAUGCCGCAACCGUGCAGCUGGACCAAGACAUGGAAGAACUCAAGAACAGCCUCCCACCCGAUGGUGCCGAACUUCUUUCCCCCGGAGCCACGACUGACUCCGUCUACUCCGAGGAGGGCGCCAAGAUCUUCUUCUACUCGACUCUCAAGCACAUCCACCUGCCCUACAUGCUCAAGGCCAAGACUGACCGCCGCUACGAGCACAGCCGCCUGUCUGCCAUGGACGCCUGCCGCGGCCUCCUCAGGACCUACCUGCGCAUGCGUGGCUCGCCCAAGACCGAAGUUGUACAAUGUGAAAUCAUGGACUUUAUCAUCUUCAGCUCCACCAUCGCCCUCAUUCUCGGCAUCCUAUCUGGGUCCGGAGAUUCAUCGCCGGCAGCGCUCACGGGCUACUCGGAGGAUUGGCAACUCAUCAACCGGCUCAUUGGCGAACUGCGAAAGACAAACGCCCUGCUAGAAUGCACCGUCGCCAGACAAAGCGCAGAAGUGCUCGAGACUCUCGUAGCCGCCAGCUGCGGGAACUACAACGUCCAAGAAGACUUUGUGCUCGUCGUACCAUACUUUGGACGUCUACGCAUCACUCAAGGCAACAACAACAACAACAACAACAAACCAGACACCAGCCUCGUCAAUACCAACAGCAUCCAAGAUGUACCCUCACUAAUAGACUCCAGCGAACUGUCCACCGUCUCAUUAUCCUCGCUGCCGCCGCAAAAAACCGUCCCCGGAGAUCCGUACUACAUGCCCCAGCAGGCAAACACAAUCGAGUUCAGCUCCAACGAGUUCCUCAAUACCACGUUUAGCGACUUUGACUUUCAGAUGGACCUCAGCCAGGACUGGUGCACCAUUGUUGACACGGGCGUCUAUGACUGGAACCAAAUGUUCAGUACCAAUAACAUCGGAUUCCAGUAG
This is a messenger RNA of Trichoderma breve, 2298 nucleotides long. RefSeq lists its product as uncharacterized. Gene Ontology annotation, molecular function: DNA-binding transcription factor activity, RNA polymerase II-specific; DNA binding; zinc ion binding. Lineage: Eukaryota; Fungi; Ascomycota; Sordariomycetes; Hypocreales; Hypocreaceae. The transcript has a single exon. Bases 1 to 2298 code for a protein of 765 amino acids. The record is from RefSeq and is a predicted model, not a curated record. Gene Ontology annotation, biological process: regulation of DNA-templated transcription; DNA-templated transcription.